Amphiprion ocellaris (clown anemonefish) is the source of this 2788-nucleotide messenger RNA. It is a transcript of the gene gtse1, whose product is annotated as G-2 and S-phase expressed 1. Gene Ontology annotation, molecular function: microtubule binding. The transcript has 12 exons. Lineage: Eukaryota; Metazoa; Chordata; Actinopteri; Pomacentridae. The record is from RefSeq and is a predicted model, not a curated record. Gene Ontology annotation, cellular component: microtubule cytoskeleton; cytoplasmic microtubule. The coding region runs from base 139 to 2535 and encodes 798 amino acids.
CGUUUGAGUCACAUGACCAACAACGCAGCAGAUUUGAAUUGUUUGUGAGGUUGUUCGUUUUCAUGUUGCGCUUUGAAUGCGGAGCAGAAAAUAUUUGUGAGUUUUAGAGGCACUACAGAGAGAAGAACAAACAGCGGGAUGGACAGUCGAGCUAACAGCGAUGUGUUCUUUCUGCUUGAUGAGAAAUUUGACUUCGAUGUUUCGAUGUCGCCUGCCAGCUCCAUAGAUGAUGAUGAUGAAGACGAGGUGUUUGUGGGUCCCGUCAGUCAUAAGGAGAAGUGUGUCAGUGCUGGUGUGGUGUCUCGGCUCCAGGAUGGCAGUGACGGUGUGCGGGUGAGCUGGAGCCCACUGAGUGGAGAUCAGCUGGAGGCGGUGUGUCAGGAAGCCACCAAACUAGCCAACCAGCUACAGAGUGGCGAGUCUCACAGCGAGGACACUGACAUCACCGACACCACAACUGAAAGAGAAGAGUUUGUCGAGGACUCUAAGGCCAAACUGGGCGUGUUGGGUCAGACUGCCAGUGCACUCAGCCCCAUCAAACGCCAGACUUUCUGCGUGCAGGACAGUCCCAUGAAGGAGCUGCCGCCUGCCAUCCAGCGCAGCCUGCUAAGAGGCAACUCAUCCACCCGCCCUUCUGUUCCAGCAGCAUCAUCCACCCGCCCUUCUGUUCCAGCAACAUCAUCCACCCUCCCUUCUGCUCCAGCAACAUCAUCCACCCUCCCUUCUGCUUCAGCAACAUCAUCCACCCGCCCUUCUGUUCCAGCAACAUCAUCCACCCGCCCUUCUGCUUCAGCAACAUCAUCCACCCGCCCUUCUGCUCCAGCAACAUCAUCCACCCGCCCUUCUGCUUCAGCAACAUCAUCCACCCGCCCUUCUGCUCCAGCAACAUCAUCCACCCGCCCUUCUGCUCCAGCAACAUCAUCCACCCGCCCCACAACCAGACUCAGCACUUCCAGCCCUGUGGUUGGACCCAAGGCCCCGUCCAGGAUGUCACUGCGAGGAAAAGCUGCCCUGGGCGUUGCUGUUGUGCUGCCUAGCAAGCCAGCUGCUCCAACAACUUCCUGUUCAGCCAGCAAGAGCAAGGUGGAAAAAACUAGACUGCAACCACCAAGAAAAGUGGUUGGGGGUUUGAGACAGAGCCCGUCCUCUCGUCUGUCCAGCAGAGCAGAAUCGAAUGAGGAUCUGCUCUCUGAUUCAGCGAGUGUGGCCUCUGAUAUCAGCGACUCCUCCCUCAACUCCAGCCUUUUGGGAAAACGCACACUGGCUCCACCCACCAAGAGUGUUGGAGUGAGGAACCUGUCAGGUGUGAAAGCUCCGCCCCUUCAGAGCAGGAGGGUGACAGACAGAAAGAACACGUCCUCAUCUUCAUCCUCUGUGUCCAGCUUUAACUCCAGCAUGUCGCUAUCCCCCGCUAAAGGUAAACCGAACUCUUCUCUGAAUGGGAGUCUGAGCAGCUCCACUGGCCUCGCCCCCAGCAGCGUCAGCAGACCUCGCCGCUCCACCGUCUACACAGCUGCAGAGCCAGCGUCCUCCACUGCUGGCCGCCGCUCACUUUCAACUCAAGGCAAGAAGCUUUCUGAGACGGAACGUGUCAAAGCUGCCAGAGCCACACCGCUAAAGAGAGCUGAGGCUACGCCCCUCCAGUCAGUACCCGCCAAGAGACUUUUAGAGAGGACCUCCUCCUCCACCGCCUCCUCAGGCCGGCCACAGAGCGGAUUGAAGCCCAAAUCUAAACCUGAGGCCCUAGUCCCACCAACACCCAGCACAUCAGGAAAAGGAGCCCACCUUGCAGAUGAUGUCUCCAAGGGGUUGAAACCAAAGCGGCUGAUGUCUACUAGCAGUGUGGAUAGUCUUCCUCAGAAGACAUCUGCUGGGUCUCUGACACCCUCUGCCAGCAGCAGCAAGUCACUGCAAAUGAAGGCACGCCGCCCCUCUGCCCUCCCCACCCCAGUGAAGCGCAGGAUGUCUGCCAUCCCUGCCCCCACGCCCACCAACCAAACCCGGACUGUAAGGCCACCAGCCAUCUCUAACUCUGGCUCUGCCCCGACCCCGACCUCAGCGAGGAAACAGCACAGCUACAGCCCACUCCCCACAGACACACAGCAGGAGGAACUUACCGAGGCUGUCCACAUCCAGCCCUUCUGUCUGGAGGAGGAGGAGGAGGAGGAGGAGGUGAAGGAGGAGGACCUUCCUACCCCACUGUCAAACACUGAACAGCCUAACCAAUCAGAGAGCGCAGAUCCUGAAGCACCAAGUCAGGAUGAGUCAGUGCCCAACAGAAACCUGAUGGAACUGGAGACAACAGAGGAGAGCAACAGCAAGACACAGGAGGUUCUUUUGCUGGAUCUUCCACCUCCAGCUCUGCACCCUCAAGAGAAACUGCUCAUUGACUUGACCAACACACCCGACCUGGUCCGGACCAGUAAUAAGACCUGCAGCACAACUCAGCAGCUGAUUGACUUGAGCUCGCCACUUAUCAAGUGGAGUCCAGAUGACAAGAGGGAGAAUGCUCUGCUCAUAAACCUGUCCUUCUGAUCUGCAUCCUGCUGAAGGCCUUGAUCUCGGCAGUUAACUGGACUCAGUAUAUGUAUGUCUUCAGAAAUUCCAAUAGUAAUCAUAUCUUUGAUUGAUCUAGAGUUUUAUCAGUGAAGUGUUUACUGAAGCUGAGUAAUAUGUUUUAAAUGAUGAAAACAUUCUAAACUUGCUGAAAUGUUUCAGCAUAUGAUUGUACUUUAUUUGUGUCCAUCGCUGCUCUUAAUUAAUGUUUGAAUAAAUGUUCUUAAUGUUA